This is a messenger RNA of Gamsiella multidivaricata, 2901 nucleotides long. RefSeq lists its product as uncharacterized. Gene Ontology annotation, cellular component: nucleus. Gene Ontology annotation, molecular function: RNA binding. The transcript is spliced from 5 exons. The coding region runs from base 186 to 2849 and encodes 887 amino acids. The record is from RefSeq and is a predicted model, not a curated record. NCBI's taxonomy places the organism in Eukaryota, Fungi, Mortierellomycota, Mortierellomycetes, Mortierellales, Mortierellaceae.
AACAUAACCAGCAUUGCUGGGUGCCGUUGGAGUAGUGGCACUGCAAAAGUGCAAAGCCACCAAACAACCCUUUCCCCUCGUUCUACACACGUACGAAGCAUUCAUUCCUUCUCUCUUUCUCUGUCCCGAAGACGAUUAUCAACGAUUACCCAACAAACCGUGCAACAAACUAGGACAAGGUCACCAUGUCCGGUAAAGAGCCACACAAGCAGGAUCCGCCAGAAGUGGCCGAGUUCCACAAGGAGCUUUAUGGCCUCUUCGACUCCCGCACUGCAUCGGCAUCCAAGAUCGAUCGCUUAACAAAGAUGGCCAUCAAGUCGGCUAGAUACUACAAGAAUAUUGUCUAUCAUCUGGAAAAGUUCAUCACACGAUGUGUUCCUGAGUACAAGUUGACGGGUCUCUACGUGCUGGACUCCAUCUGCCGGGCAUCGCAAUCUAUCAAAAUCAAGUCUUCAUCAGGAUCGUUUUCAGGAUCAGAAUAUGUUGGGCGGAUUGAGCGGAACAUCGAAGCUUUAUUCGCUGAGUUUUGCAAGGUGCAAGAGGACAAAGAAAAGGAGAAAGUAAAGCGAGUGGUUGAGAUUUGGGAGCGUUCAGGAACGUUUACGCCGUCAGUAACGGAGAACAUCAGGAAGAAGUAUUUUCCACUUUUGGAUACAGCAAAGGCUCACACGGAUACGCCGCCUUCGUCCUCAUCAACUAUACAGCUUUCUGCAACGGAAGCAACUAACGGAAAUGCAGGGAACCAAACUGCAUCUUUGAUCUCCUCUUUGGCUGCAUCUUUGGCACAACAAUCAAACAAUCACAUCAACUCUCCGGCAACGGUAACGGCAGCGCCCUCAUCAUCCACAUCAUCAUCGAAUUCAUCGACACCGCUAUCUGUAGCGGCAGUUCCAGAACAGGAGAACGCCACGCGGUACCAGCCCAUAAAUCCUACUCAUAACGGUCAUCAGGGUAACACACUUCUCGCAGGAAUUUCUGAUCCGUCAUCAGCACUCGCUCUACAAACGCUGCUGGCAACUGUCUCGCAGGUCAAAGCAGCGGCAGCCUCAUCUACAAGACCCGCAGCAGGAGGUAUAGGAGGUCUGUUCCAAGCGUAUCCAUCUUUGCCCUCGUCGUCAGUCUCCGCGCAGGCACCAUCGUUCCAGGCGCCUUCGCAUGCGCUGCCUCCGGUGCUGCAGCAACUCCAUGGGGUGUUAUCGAAUAGCAAUCAGAACGGGGCAUUUCUCCCUAAUAAUAAUACCAUGGUUUCAAGCACUGUUGCGUCUCCUUUUCUGCAUACUGAUAACCACCAAGCGGGCGGCUUCAACAAUGGAAAUGGAAGCGGUGCGAAUGGGGGUUCGAUUCUGCGGGAUCCACGUGUAGAUCAGGCACGCGUGGAUCCGCGUCUGGCCUUUAACCAGCAGAACGCUCACGAGUCCGCACAGCCCCCAAGAACACAGCCCCUCGCAAGCGCAAGCGCACAGCCACUCUCGCAGAUACCGACACCCAUGUUUGGCUUGGCCGCGCACUCUUCCUUGUUGCCACCAACUGCGACAGCUUCAAGCGCACCCAAUUCUCUGGGGCUCAGUUUCGAUGGUCAGGCCAUGGCCCACCUGGCAUCGCUCUUGAAUCCCCCCAAGAAUGGACAAAUCUCAUCAUACUUGCCAUCGGAUUCGGCCUCUCUGCCAACAUCACCUGCACCGUUCCUUAUGGUCCAGUCCAUUCGAGGGCUACAAGAAGGAGCUGGACAAGGCUCUUUGAACGACAAACAAUACCAAGGAAGCUCACCCAGCCAACCAGGUCGGCCAUGGAUGGUGCAAGAGCCAUAUGCGCCGCAUCACAACGAUACCAACAACAACAACAACAACAACAACAACAACAACAACAACAACAACAACAACAGCAACAGUGGUCAUUCUCAGGCAAGAGGGCAAAUUCAGCCUGCUCCUUCUUCCACUAUGGUCAACGAUGAUCCAACGGUCGAUUCAGAUAAGAUUCGAGUGAUCAGUCGAACUCUUUGGGUGGGAGGUUCAUUUGUUCCCACUAUCUCUGAGCCAGAGCUCGAGGCCAUCUUUGCAACCAAGGGUAGGAUCGCCACACUGAUGGUCAACCAUGCAAAGUUUAAUGCCUUUAUCAAGAUGGCAGACCGUAUGCAAGCGGAGAGAUGCAAGGCUGAGCUUGAUCGCACAAGCGUGCAGGGAGAAGUCAUGAAGGUGGGAUGGGGCUGUGGGUUUGGACCGAGAGACUGCUUUGAUUACACUGCUGGAUCAAGUGUUAUUCCGCUUGAACGAUUGACGGACACGGACAAACGCUGGCUCAGUAACAGUGUGGUAGGUGGAUUUGGUCCUCAUGAGCCCAUCCGGGGAGGCGUUGUUAUCCUGGAGCCGAACAUUGAGACUGUCGGUCCCGAUGGCCGUGAGGCAUUACCGAGGAAAGCUAAAGGAUUUGGCGGUGCAGGGGCAACAGGGGGUGGUGUAGGUCGAGGAGGGCGUGGUGGUAGUGGAUUUGGAGAGGUCCGUGGCCGAGGGCGAGGUCGUGGUCAUGUUUCAGUGGAUCAGCAACAGGAGUUUUCGGACAUGUUUAGAAGCCGUGGUGUGGGUGGUGCUAGUCGUGGUCGAGGAUUGGAAGACCAUUCACAGCAGCGGUCGCAUCCGCUCCCGAACCGUCCUCAAGGUGGGGUACUGGGAGCAGGGUCGACAUGGCCAGGGAAGCGAGAGUUUGGACAGGGUUCGGAACAGGAAGCGAACAGCGAGGCCUAUAACCAGCAGGGUAUGUCUUCAGCUGUAGGCACAGGAGCAGUGGCCUCAGGAUAUCAUCCACAAAGCCAAGACGAGGAUAUAAGGCGGAGUAAGAAGUCGCGAUGGGAGUGAUACGGGAAGGGGUCGAUAAAGCAUAGCUUGUACUCGAGUAAAGAACUUGACC